Molecule: messenger RNA, 1708 nt
Organism: Phacochoerus africanus (Common warthog)
Lineage: Eukaryota; Metazoa; Chordata; Mammalia; Artiodactyla; Suidae
Gene: PLEKHA2
Product: pleckstrin homology domain containing A2
Exons: 13
Coding region: 261-1538 (425 amino acids)
Cellular component (GO): membrane; cytoplasm
Molecular function (GO): PDZ domain binding
Source: RefSeq, a predicted model, not a curated record
GAGAAGAGCGAGAGGAGCGAGAGGCCCCUAGAGUUUCGUGGCGACAAAAAUCCCCGAGAGCGACAGCCCGCCGGGCCGGAGAGGCGCCUCCCAGCCCGAUGUAACCCACGCACCCGGCCCGAGCCCCGGCCCUGCGCGGCGGGCGGCGAAACUUCUCUGCGGGCUCUGACGCUGGGGCACCGGCCCCGCAACGACUGCCCGGGCUGCGGGUAGGGAAGGCAAGCAAAGGACGCCCAGGGUGAUGUGAGCAGAGCUCAGGAAUGCCUUAUGUGGAUCGGCAGAACCGAAUCUGUGGGUUUCUGGACAUCGAGGAGAAUGAGAACAGCGGCAAGUUUCUGCGGAGGUACUUUAUUCUGGACACGCAGGCCAACUGCCUUCUCUGGUACAUGGACAAUCCCCAGAACCUGGCCAUUGGUGCUGGAGCUGUGGGAUCUUUACAGCUGACCUACAUCUCGAAGGUGAGCAUAGCCACCCCAAAGCAGAAACCCAAAACUCCAUUUUGCUUUGUCAUCAACGCCCUCUCUCAGAGGUAUUUUCUUCAAGCCAAUGACCAGAAGGAUCUGAAGGACUGGGUCGAAGCUCUGAACCACGCCAGCAAAAUCACUGUACCCAAAGGUGGGAACCUGCCACUGACGACCGAAGUUCUCAAAAGCCUAACAGCUCCUCCGGCCGUAGAGAAGAAGCCACAGGUUGCCUACAAGACGGAGAUCAUUGGAGGGGUGGUGGUCCACACACCCAUUAACCAGAAUGGCGGGGAUGGGCAGGAAGCCAGUGAGCCAGGCUCACACGCCAUCCUUCGAAGAUCUCAGAGUUACAUCCCCACAACAGGCUGCCGAGUUCCCACUGGGCCCCCCCUCAUUAAGAGUGGCUACUGUGUGAAGCAAGGGAAUGUGCGAAAGAGCUGGAAACGGCGCUUCUUUGCACUGGAUGACUUUACCCUUUGCUACUUCAAGUGCGAGCAGGACCGAGAACCACUGCGGACCAUUUUCCUCAAGGAUGUUCUCAAGACCCACGAGUGUCUGGUCAAGUCUGGCGAUCUCCUGAUGAGGGACAACCUGUUCGAAAUAAUAACAAGCUUCAGGACCUUCUAUGUGCAGGCGGACAGCCCGGAGGACAUGCACAGCUGGAUUAAGGAGAUCGGGGCAGCUGUCCAGGCUCUCAAAUGCCACCCCAGAGAAAUGUCCUUUUCUAGGUCCAUUUCUUUGACCCGCCCUGGAAGCUCCAGCCUCUCAGGGGGGUCCAACUCUGUCUUAUGCAGAGGGCGGCUGCCCGGGGAGGAGAGGAAGGCCCUCUGCAAAGCCCCCUCCGUGGCCUCCUCCUGGCAGCCCUGGACACCUGUCCCCCAGGCUGGGGAAAAGCCACCUCCCACUGAAGAGAUGCCCGAGGACUCUUUGUUCGCACCUCGGCUUGGGGAGACCAGUACUUCUGGGGCACUAGCCAGCUCCCGGAUCCGGCACCGAUCAGAGCCCCAGCACCCCAAGGAGAAGCCAUUUGUGUUCAACCUUGAUGAUGAGAACAUUCGGACCUCUGAUGUGUGAUGAGGCAUGGUGCCCUGGCAAGGGUUGGGGGGAACUCAGACACGGGGCCAGGACUCAGUUUCUCACCUGUUGGAGGACAGCCAGGGGCCUUCCCAACAUGCAUUUCCCCAUGGAACUCUGUGUGAGAGGCCGGUCCAGCUGGCUUAACUAUAUAUAUAUAUAUAAAUCUA